AUACUUCCAAGUUUGCUCCACUGUGACCGUGACGUUGGGCCAGAAUGGGGAACUCCUGUGUGAAUUGCUGUAAUGCUAUGUAUCAGAUCCCGACACGUGUUCUAUGCUUCGUUCUGGUUUUGGCACAGGGUGGUAUCCUUGACUAUUACUUAGUAAACCACAAGAACAUUUACUGGUAUGGCUGGGUGGCAGCUGAUGUUGCUAUAGGACUUGUUUUCAUGAUGACUUUUUUAAUAUCUUACCGACACCUCAGUAUCAUCCACCGUUCUCGUGGCUCUGGUUCAACAGUUCGGGCCGGUAGUCUUCCUCUCUGCUAUUUUGCAUGGUUUGUGUAUUCAGUAUUCCUCGGAGCAAGGGUUUUCAUCAUAUAUCAAGAUAUUGCCAGGACAUUGAACGAAGCAAGCGUAUUUGGACCAAAUACCCUCAAGAUGACAAUUUCUACCGCCAGCUUUGUGUUUGUUCUGUUACUACUUACUCACCAUGAUGCCAUAGCCAGUUGUAACAGAAGGUACCGAAUCGAGGAACUUUCGGGAACAGUUCUAUUUGAUGUGCUUGAUUCGAUUGAUGUUUUAAACAUAUUUUUUAAUCAAUCAGAUAUCGAUGAGAUAUCGAGUGAAUUGGAACUCUCAAUCCUUAUCGUCGCAUCUCUGAAUUUUCUUGUACCAGUUUUAUCGUUAAUGAUGUUAAAUCGCACGCACUUCGGACAUAAAGGUCGAAAGCAUUAUCUUGUGGUAUUACAUAAACUCAGCAUUGUGGCAUUUACCAACCUGCCGUUGUUUAUCAUCAGGAUGCUUUUGUGGCAUGUUCAUAGCCAAGACAUAUCUAUCUUUCCCAUGAAGAACAUUAUCAUGAUCUUUCUGGCAUUUCAUGAUCUUUACGAUGAGCGUCGAGAGGAUGCCAGACCGAAACGUAGAAAUUACUCUGAGGAAAAAGAUCAUAGUCGGGUAGAGGAAGUUGAAGAAAAUAAAACAAUGUUCACUGGCGAGAGCAAGAAAUAGAAUCACAAAACCAAUACAGGUAUAUAUUGUUAUCAAUUUGUUCUCAAGCAGUUUUUAAAAACCCAUUUAUUGAA
Molecule: messenger RNA, 1072 nt
Organism: Ylistrum balloti
Lineage: Eukaryota; Metazoa; Mollusca; Bivalvia; Pectinida; Pectinidae
Product: transmembrane protein 121B-like
Exons: 1
Coding region: 45-998 (317 amino acids)
Source: RefSeq, a predicted model, not a curated record